UGAGCAGAGACCGACAUAUUCUGAGCAUCUUCCAAAUGUUCAGUCCUAGUAGUCAAGUACUGCUUUUGGGGGGGCGAGGUUAAGAGCGAGGGUGUCGACAAGAAAAGAUACAUUCAUCAGUGGAUACGGCAAGAUUUCGUCUGUCAGAAACUCAACACAGGUUUUUAUAAACGGUCAUACUGGAGGCUUAUUGUCCAAUUAGGGACACAACGGAUUCUGUCAAGAUGAGGACAGUCUUUGUGGCUGUAUUCAGCAUGCUGCUGAGCACAGCUCUUUCUGCCCCUGUAAAAGUCAAAGAAGAGAAAACCAUGUUCCUAGGGGAGGACUUCCAGAUCCUACUACCCAACCUAGCUGCCGAUGUUGUGUUCCUACCCAGGAGCAACCCGUCUGGGCCUGAGGUGCCUCUGAUGACGGCUGGCUCCGUGGUCAACCCCCUCGCCAUACUCAACGCCCCCGCCAAGCACCUGAUCGUGUACAACCUCAAGGAGGAGCACGAAGGCUUGUACACGGUGAAGAACAACGAGAAUCCCAACGAUAUUGAGCGCAUCACACUCAUCGUCCGAGACUGUUCCGUGGAGCAGAGUGUGAAGUACGGGGACAACUACCACAUCCAGUUGCCAGGGGUGACACCCCCCAUCAUUCUGGAGUACAGGCACAUUGCUAUUGAGGCCAACCAGACCAACAGGCCUGCGCUGGUGCUGUUUACCCAGACUGGAGUGGCGAGGGAUGGUUACCAGGGCCGUAUCAGUGUCAACGACAGGAGGGUCACCCUGAACGUGGCGACGGGCUCUGACGAGGGCAGCUACACAGUACGAGAAGCUGACGGGAAAAUCAAGAAAAAGGUGUGCCUCAACGUCAAAGAGCACCAGAUCUUCCCCGUACUGCCGUACGCUGGCACUUUGAAGAUCAACCUUAUCCUCAACAGCUCCAUGGUGCAGAUCUUCUACACCCCCGACUACGACCUCAAACCGCGUCUCAUCGUCGACAAAGGAAAUCUUGUGGUACCCCCAGACCUGAGUCUGGAGGGCCGUCUGUCCCUGGAGGGGUCUGUGUGCAUCCUGGAGAGCCUCACGGGCAGCGAUACAGGACACUUUCAAGUCUCGGACACAUUAGGCUUCCCGGUGUCCAAAUGUCUAUCUUCCUAUAAGCUGCCGCCGGUGUACGUGGCAAUCAUCUCUCUGGUAGGCCUGUUGGCGUUCCUGCUGCUGGUGUGCCUGCUCUCCUGCCUGUUAAAGGUCAGGAAGAGGGCCAAGAGGGCUGAAGCCCUGGAGAAGAUCGCCCACAGCAAGGUUGACGACGGGGAAGCCUUCAGACAGGUGGUAAAGAACAUCACACAGUUUAAUGAAGACUCCAAGGGCCAUUCUGUGGCUGACAAUACGGAUAAAUCACAAAGCACCGAGGUGGACAUUAAGGGUCUGGAGGUAUCUUCUAAGGAGGUUCUGGAGGGGGCAAACCUGGAGACCAGCGACUCAGGGGUGGAGUUCAACACCACCGGACUUCCUUUAGACACUGACACAGAUGUCCCUGACCAUUUCCUAGACUCCGAGGCUGUGAGCCUCUCUGCUGCCCACGAAACCAAAGCAAGUGCACCCCCUGCUCCGGAAUUCAAGCCCACCCCAGUUCCUGAGGUUAAACCUAGAGCACCUGCUCCUGUGGUUAAGGCUUCUCCAGUUCCUGAAGCAAAGCCUAGCCCACCUCCAGUUAUUAAAUCUAGCCCACUUCCACAAGUCAAAUCUAGUCCACCUCCACAGGUCAAAUCUAGCCCACCACCAGUGGUUAAAUCUAGCCCGCCUCCAAUUAUUAAGUCUAGUCCACCACCAGAGAUCAAAUCUAGCCCACCUCCAGUUAUUAAGUCUAGUCCACCACCAGAGAUCAAAUCUAGCCCACCUCCAGUUAUUAAGUCUAGUCCACCACCAGAGGUCAAAUCUAGCCCACCUCCAGUUAUUACGUCUAGUCCACCACCAGAGAUCAAAUCUAGCCCACCUCCAGUUAUUAAGUCUAGUCCACCACCAGAGAUCAAAUCUAGCCCACCUCCAGUUAUUAAGUCUAGUCCACCACCAGAGAUCAAAUCUAGCCCACCUCCAGUUAUUAAGUCUAGUCCACCACCAGAGGUCAAAUCUAGCCCACCUCCAGUUAUUACGUCUAGUCCACCACCAGAGGUCAAAUCUAGCCCACCUCCAGUUAUUACGUCUAGUCCACCACCAGAGAUCAAAUCUAGCCCACCUCCAGUUAUUAAGUCUAGUCCACCACCAGAGAUCAAAUCUAGCCCACCUCCAGUUAUUAAGUCUAGUCCACCACCAGAGGUGAAUAAAUGCCCUGAGCCACCUGCUGAACCAGAGCUGUUGGUAAUCAAACCAGUGGAUUCCAAGCCCAGUCCAGUCCAGAGCCCAGACCGCAAACUGGUGCCAAGUCCCAUCUCCAAGCCCAAAACACCUGAACCGACCCCAAGCCCUAAAUUAACCACACCCCUGUCCCUUUCACCCAAGACGACUGAAUCCCAACCACCUUCACCCAAGCUGGCUAUGACCCCCGACCCACCCAAGCCAACCACACCAGAGCCGACUCCAACCACCAACGGUACCCCCGAACCACCGCCCGAAUCCAAGCCGGCCACAGACCACGCCCCCGCUGAUCUGAUUGGAGGUUCAUCUCCCAAAGCCACACCUCCUAAGACCCCGGAAGUGGAGGUGACAGCAGCCAAAGAGCCCCCCCUAGAGGUGAGCUCUGGUAGUCCUGCUCUCCAGGCCAAAGGGGAUGACAGCGCUCCAGCAAAGGUGGAGGACGCCACCGCCGUCACCACCACCUGAGCACCACCCCUGCACAAGAAACCCCACCGAUGGAUCCCCUCUAUCGGCACUGUAGACGAGCAAGCACCCCCAACUAAAUAAGGAAGUAAUCACUGCUAUGGGGGUGGAAGCUUAGAUUUAAACACGUGCUUGAAAAUACUGUGGCUUGUUACAAAAUCUCACAUGAAACUAACACUCAUUUAUGGAGAUCUGUUCUGUUAAUGGAUACGUUUCACAUGAUUAUAUACAUUUUCUGACUUUUUUUCUAACUUUUUACGCUGCAUACUCCUUUGUAAACUAGAGUAUGACUGCCAUGUCUGCAAACAAGAUCCGUUGCAGAGUUUACAGUUGAAAAUAUUCACCUAAUUGAAAUGCUUUGCAAUGUGUAAAAAAAAAAUGGCAGUUAAUGGUUUACACCUUAUUAGUUAGCCUUGACUUCAUUUGACGAGUGAAGCCAUCUACUAAAUGUUUUUAACCAUCUCCAUCUGUGGAGACUUCUGAGAACCAUCUAGAUGCCUAUUCAUCAGCAUGUGGAUUAACCCACCAAAAGCAUGAAGAUUCCAUAUUCUCUAGGCCCCAUUUUUUCCACGUGUGUUUACUACGUUAAAUGAUACCCCUUGGCAUGAUGUUGACACAGCUGCCAAAGGACUGUGACUUUGUGCCAUGACUGAGCAUCAAGCCUUCAGACUGGACUGGCCGAACGGCACCUAAUCAAGACCAGUAUCCAUGCUACUUUUCUGCUCUCAUCAACAUCACUUCUAAACAUCUUCUGUAUGGAGCAUGACCAGCUAAACUGACUUACGUACUAAUAUCUUCACUUCUGCCAGAACCAACCUCUUUUUUUUUAAUCCAAAUUGACUUUGUUUACAAUCCUUCCAACCUGAGAGAAGUUCAAGUUUGGCCUCUGGGAGCUAUUUACUCUCAUUGUCCCCGGUGACCAUGACGACACCAGGCACCUUAAUGGACACCCUUCGCCCAAAUGAAUCAUGGUAAAUGUAGUGAUUUAUUCUACCAUUAAUAGACGGUCUGCCUACACCUGUGUGAUAAGGGAUAUGGGCUCAGUCGAGAUACUCACAUACUCCCUUCCUUCCCUCCAUCUAAAAGUAAAGCCUGCUUCGGCUUUACUUGUUCUUUAAAAAGGAAUAAGCUGAUCCAUGCAUUUAUUACUAUCUACACAAAACUAGAUUUUGUAAAUAGACAAAAGUGUUCUUCUCUAAAUUUGUCCUCCACACUAAUGCAUGCUCUGCUUUAGUCGUUAUAUACUACGGAUCAAAACAAACCCCCCAACGAUGGUCGUUACUCCAUAGUCUCACCAGCUCCCUAUUGUUUGAUCUCAAGGGCACGACCCAAUCGAUGUCUUUCAACGACUUCGUCUGCAUUUGAGCUUCCCAGAAAUUGACCUUCACCAACUAUUACUAUUACGACCCCUCAGGGCAUUGUGCUGACGUUUGUUUUGAACGCUUCAAAUGUCAAGGAUUCAGAGGGCAAUAAGACUUAGCUUUGUAGGUGGUUAAAACUU
This is a messenger RNA of Osmerus eperlanus (European smelt), 4305 nucleotides long. RefSeq names its product proteoglycan 4. The transcript has 11 exons. NCBI's taxonomy places the organism in Eukaryota, Metazoa, Chordata, Actinopteri, Osmeriformes, Osmeridae. The coding region runs from base 225 to 2807 and encodes 860 amino acids. The record is from RefSeq and is a predicted model, not a curated record.